This is a messenger RNA of Momordica charantia (bitter melon), 2047 nucleotides long. RefSeq names its product aldehyde dehydrogenase 2B4 (gene ALDH2B4). Gene Ontology annotation, molecular function: oxidoreductase activity, acting on the aldehyde or oxo group of donors, NAD or NADP as acceptor. The record is from RefSeq and is a predicted model, not a curated record. NCBI's taxonomy places the organism in Eukaryota, Viridiplantae, Streptophyta, Magnoliopsida, Cucurbitales, Cucurbitaceae.
UUUGUAAGCAGUUGGCUCAUCUACGUUGUAGCUUGUACAUGUCCAAAUCACACCAUCUUUGGAGGGGAAAGAAAAGGAAAGAAGCGAAAGUGAUUUGGAAACAAACCAUUUUCAUUUGGUGUUUAAAUUAUGGUCCUAAAACUUGUAUAUUCUUGGCCUAAAAUGGCGUUAGUGGCCAAAUUUUGCCACCUACUUAAUCAGUGUGAGAUUAGAUAAGAGUGGUGAAGGGUGUGAACUGUGAAGGGGUCUCGUUUUCUGGCCAUGGCUGCUCGCAGAGGAAUCUCUUCUUUACUCUCUCGCUCUCUCUCUUCUUCUUCUGGUUAUGGGUUUUCUUCUCUUCUUCUUUCUCAAGGAAGGGUUUCAAGCUUCCAUGGAAGAGGAAACAGAUUCAGCACAUCUGCUGUGGCAGAGGAGGAGCUUGUCACUCCUCCUGUUCAGAUAAGUUACACUCAACAUCUGAUUAAUGGGCAGUUUGUGGAUGCUGCUUCAGGGAAAACGUUUCCUACCUACGACCCCCGGACCGGGGAAGUGAUUGCUCAUGUUGCCGAGGGCGAUGCCGAGGAUAUCAACCGCGCUGUAGUGGCAGCUCGCAAGGCUUUUGACGAGGGGCCAUGGCCGAGAAUGAGUGCUUAUGAACGAUCGAGGAUAUUACUGCGGUUUGCGGAUUUGGUUGAGAAACAUAGCCUUGAACUUGCAGCAUUGGAGACAUGGAACAAUGGGAAACCUUACGAACAAUCGGCCAAAUCUGAAUUACCGACAGUUGUUCGCCUGUUUCACUAUUACGCCGGCUGGGCAGACAAAAUCCAUGGCUUGACAGUUCCAGCAGAUGGGCAACAUCAUGUGCAAAUAUUACAUGAACCAAUUGGAGUUGCAGGACAGAUAAUUCCAUGGAACUUUCCUCUCCUUAUGUUUGCUUGGAAAGUUGGUCCUGCUCUAGCCUGUGGCAACGCCAUUGUCCUGAAGACUGCAGAGCAAACACCUCUGACUGCCCUUUAUGUGGCAAAGCUAUUCCACGAGGCUGGUCUUCCUCCAGGGGUUCUGAAUGUUGUUUCAGGCUAUGGUCCGACGGCCGGUGCUGCCCUUGCUAGCCAUAUGGAUGUAGACAAGCUAGCUUUCACAGGAUCCACAGACACAGGAAAAAUUGUGCUUGAAUUGGCGGCGAAAAGCAAUCUUAAGCCAGUAACGCUAGAACUUGGAGGGAAAUCACCUUUCAUCGUUUGUGAGGAUGCAGAUGUCGACAAGGCUGUGGAGCUUGCUCAUUUUGCUCUUUUUUACAAUCAGGGGCAAUGUUGCUGUGCUGGGUCUCGUACUUACGUGCACGAGCGUGUAUAUGACGAAUUUGUCGAGAAAUCAAAGGCACGUGCUCAAAGGCGCAUAGUUGGCGACCCUUUCAAGAAGGGUGUUGAACAGGGUCCUCAGAUUGACUCGGAGCAAUUUGAAAAAGUUCUAAGAUACAUAAAAUGUGGCGUUGAAAGUAAUGCUAGUCUGGAAUGUGGAGGUGAUAGACUUGGCUCUAAGGGAUACUUCAUCCAGCCAACAGUUUUCUCAAAUGUUAAGGACGAUAUGUUAAUAGCAAAGGAUGAAAUCUUUGGCCCUGUACAAUCCAUCUUGAAAUUCAAGGACAUCCAUGAAGUAAUUCAAAGGGCAAACUCAAGUCGCUUCGGUCUAGCUGCGGGAGUUUUCACUAAGAACAUAGACACGGCCAACACCCUAACCCGAGCGUUGAAAGCUGGAACUGUGUGGGUCAAUUGCUUCGACAUCUUCGACGCUGCAAUACCGUUUGGCGGGUAUAAGAUGAGCGGAAUAGGGAGGGAGAAGGGAGUUUACAGCCUUCAAAACUAUUUGCAGGUGAAGGCUGUUGUUACUCCUCUGAAGAACCCAGCAUGGUUGUGAAUCUAAGCAAUGAUCUUUUAUUUUCAGUUUGUUUAUUUACACAAAAGAAAAACUGAAAAAGCAACUUUUCUAUCUCAAGAAUAAAGAACAGGGCUUGCUUUGCUUCUGUUUUUGUGCUCAAUUUGAACCUAAUAAUAUCUACUUCUUAAUCUGA